Molecule: messenger RNA, 3185 nt
Organism: Paramormyrops kingsleyae
Lineage: Eukaryota; Metazoa; Chordata; Actinopteri; Osteoglossiformes; Mormyridae
Product: G-protein coupled receptor 39
Biological process (GO): G protein-coupled receptor signaling pathway
Cellular component (GO): membrane
Molecular function (GO): G protein-coupled receptor activity
Source: RefSeq, a predicted model, not a curated record
UGAGAUGAGGAGCAGAGUGAAGACACGAGAGCGAAGACGACACAGGGCAGUGUUUCUCCAGACAGUCCGCAUAUUUGCAGUCUUCCAGCUCACAACACACCCAUAACAGCUCCCCCAAAAUGUGGACUGUCCAGGGGUGUGGAAUCGCAGGCUUAGGGGACACUACAGCGUAGAAAUGAUAAUGCAAGGAAAGACAAACCUAACAUGAAAGGAACAGCAUAUGUAAUGCUAGUCUAUCUUCACCUCAAAAGAUCAGGAGUACUUUGCUGCCUCCAAAUGUUAUGAGAUCAUCAUUAGUGGCAGGUUUAUUUCAGAAUUCACCGGUCACCCUGGAAAUGCAUAGCCCGGCUCCUCAUGUCAGCAUCCAGUCAGCUUAAAAGCAGCGUACUCUCUGGAAGAUGUGCCACAUGCUCAUUGUGUGUGAUAGGAUAGAUACUUUAUUGUCCCCACAGGAAAAAAAAACUGUUUUUCAGUGAAUAAAACAUGUUAGACAAAGUUGGCGUGAUAUGAACAGGGUAAACGCAGGGUAAAGACAUUUCAGCCCCUGACAUGUAUGAACAGUGAUUUGGCAUUCAACCAAACUCCUAAGCUGAUUAAAUUAUCACUUACGUGUUGUAAUGUAAGUAGUGUAGAUAAACAAUUACACAAUGGCUUCACAUUCUUCUUGCUGUUAUUAAUAGUAAACUAUGGAUACUUGCCACUGCAGUUUUGUAUUGCUUAUGAAAUAUGAAAUAUGGUAUUAUAUAUACAUUUUAUGUACCCUAUAGACACAUACCUGUAUGUCCGGGUCACCAUUGAAUGGCAUUAAACAUAGCUGAUAUGUCUGGAGGCUCAAAGUAACCAUUAUUAACUUUACAGAUAGUUGAGGAAAUCUGUGAAAUCAAAGUGACCUAUGAUACAUCUCAGUCCCAGGUUUAACCACUGCUUUGUAUAUAUUUAUAUUUUUUAUGAGACUCAUGAAUGUUUCAUCUUGGGAAUUUCCUCCAAAACGAAAAGUCCAGAUACCACUGAUAACAACAGGAAUGACGAGUUCUCUUCUUUUUAUGAGUGUGGGCUUAAUUUUUAACUUCCUCUCCCCUUGCUGCUGUCAUAAAGUACAUCUGCUCCUUGCUGCGUGUUCGAAAUGGCCCAGACACUCAGGGAAUGUCGUCUAGCUUGUUGUGACAAGUACUAAAAAGCACGGUGUUGACGGCGAAUCACAUGACCGGUUCGCCCACUGAGGCUGAGCGAUCCCACAGCCUGUGCUGGCGGGAGGAGGAGGAGGAGGAGGAGGAAGAUUGGCUGACUCCCGGCCACUUCAGGAACCACUAGAGCCAGGAAGUCCUCCAGCAGCCUAUGCGCAAGACCAAUCACAGGGUUCACCGGAGAAACUUCUAAAAAGAUAAACAAACAGCAGAGAUAGGUCUGGAGUAACUCAUGGCUUCAGAGUACAAUGCGGCCAUGGAGCUGAAGCUGAAGCACUGGCAAGAACUGGAGUAUGAAACACCCAUAAAGAUCUUCCUGACCAUUCUGUAUAGCACCAUCUUGGUGCUGGGGAUCGUGGGAAACAGCAUCACCAUCAAGGUGACACAGGUGUUGCUGAGGAAGGGCUACUUGCAGAAGAACGUCACCGACCACAUGGUGAGCCUGGCCUGCUCGGACCUCCUCGUGCUACUCAUUGGCAUGCCCGUGGAGCUGUACAGCGCCACCUGGUUCCCCUUAUCGUCCACCUCUGGGAAGGUCUCCUGCAAGAUUUACAAGUUCCUCUUUGAGGCAUGCAGCUACUCCACCAUCCUGAACGUAGCCACUCUCAGCUUCGAGAGGUACGUGGCCAUCUGCCACCCCCUGAAGUACCAAUCGCUCUCCAGCGCCAGAACUGUGAAGCUCAUCAUCUUCGUCUGGGUUACCUCAGUGCUGGUGGCCCUACCCUUACUGUAUGCCAUGGGAACGGAAAGAGUGGAGAACAUUCUGGAUCUGAACAAACAACCUUACCAAUGGGGAUCCGCAGUAAACAAUAGCGCAACGCGGAACAUGACUUUUUGCACAAACCUCAACUCCAUGUGGACGAUGUACAGGAGCAGCAUUUUUGUAGCAUUCAUUGUGUAUAUUGUUGUCCUGGUCAGUGUGGGCUUCAUGUGCAGAAGUAUGAUCAAUGUGCUGUCAGGCACAAAGAGGAUUUCAAGCAAAGCAGGCGACAAACGGGUGGAAGCCCUGCCUAAACACGAGAGCUCCCAGGCCAGAGAAUCCCGAAAGCAAAGCAUAAUAUUUCUAGGCUUAAUCGUGGGAAGUCUGGCCUGCUGCUGGAUGCCCAAUCAGAUCCGUCGGCUGAUGUUAGCGGCCAAGCCCAAAGCGGACUGGACGGCGACCUACCUGAGGGCCUACGUUGUCCUGCACCCCAUCGCUGACACGUUUUUCUACUUCAGCUCGGUGAUCAACCCCUUCCUGUACAACUUCUCGUCGCGGCAGUUCCGGCAGGUGUUUAUGCAGGUGCUGCGGUGCCACCUGACCAUCGAGCACAUCAACAGGAGGAACCUGAGGAGACCGAAUAUGCACUCGGCACGCCGCUUACUGAGAUCGCUCCGGCACUCACUGCCAGCCCGUGGGAGGGACAAGGCCAGCGGGACCUCUACCACACUAAACACUGCCCAUUCUCUGGAGACGUCUCAGGAACCCAGUCCAGAGGAGUCUGUGGAGCUCAGUACCACCCAAAACAGCAAAGCAACCUCCAAGACUGACAUCUGAGACUGAGUGUGGAAUCUUUAUGUUGAUGCGGAUUAGAUAUUUUUGUAAAUGUAUGUAUCACACAUGGUAUAGAAGUAAUGAUGAAAAUGUCUGGUCUCCUCUGAAAACAGAGCAGUGUGCGAGAACCUUCUCUAUCAUUGUCUAGAAUUUCCAAACUUCUCAGGAAGUGCAGAUGGUGGCUGUAUGCACAUUAGUCUGCUGACCCCUGAAAAGAGCAGUCAUCCUGAAGCUUCUGAGAUCUUCCCAUCAGGUAAAGCCACUAUGACAGAUCUGGCCAUAAACCUGCCAGGCUCCUGGAAGCCAUUCUAGAAUUUUGCUCCUUGAGGUUUUUUGAAGUGGAAAGGAAUGCAUUGCAGAAGUGUUACAAUACUGCAUGGACAUUAUAGCUGCAUUAUAAAAUUAUUCAAACGUCUUGUCUUUAUGUAACCAUUAAUGCAUUUUCUGUGUUUUGUAUUCAUCGGUGA